Molecule: messenger RNA, 795 nt
Organism: Seminavis robusta
Lineage: Eukaryota; Bacillariophyta; Bacillariophyceae; Naviculales; Naviculaceae
Source: the annotation of a GenBank genome assembly
AUGGCAGUAAUAGACGACGAUUCGCAGGCCCAAGCAUCGGCGCCUCUAAUCACCGAUGUGGAGCGGGUAGAAGUGCUGGCCCCAUCGUCGCUUCCGGAGGGAUACGGCUUGGAAGUGAGCACCAUCAGCAGCAUGGGCGACGUAGUGCACUCGAGUGUGAUAGUGCCCGAAGGUGGAGUCUCGGAAGGAGAACGGUUCACCGCCAACCUUGUAGGUGCUUCGGGGAGUACAGCUACGAGCACUCGGUACAUGGACAUUCCCAAUGAUCGAUGGAGAGAUGAUAUCUUGAGUUGCUUUCGCUUUGGCUGCUGUCACCCCGUCAUUUGCAUGGGGCUCUUUUGCUUUCCGGUUCCGUUGGGGCAAGUCAUGACGAGAAUGAAUCUGACAUGGAUUGGAGAUUAUAGAGAUUCCGAAACACAAACAAUCCGCAUCUCAGCCUUCAAGGUGGUCAUGUUCAUUCUUAUAAUCUACCUCGCUGGACAGUACCUGACGGCACAAAGCUUGUGGAAGGAAUUGUGGGAGCUUCCCUUGCCAAUUUUCCUUCCCAUGUCUUGGUGGGAUUUCUGCUUUUGGGUAUAUUGCUUCUUUGUCGUCAUGAAAACACGAUCCUACAUUCGUCGUCGGUAUUCCAUCCCCGAAACCGUGUGCGCGGGCUGCGAGGAUUGCUGCUGCGCCUUCUUUUGCCUCCCUUUGACCGUUUGUCAAAUGGCACGGCAUACCGCCGAUUACGAUACCUACCGUGCCUCGGCUUGUUCCGAAAAUGGUCUACCCAUCAAUGCUCCAACCAUUGUGUAG